Molecule: messenger RNA, 1001 nt
Organism: Anneissia japonica
Lineage: Eukaryota; Metazoa; Echinodermata; Crinoidea; Comatulida; Comatulidae
Exons: 2
Coding region: 88-894 (268 amino acids)
Source: RefSeq, a predicted model, not a curated record
UCGUGUGUUACACAGUCUGCAAAAGAAGUGUGCAGCCAUUACGAACGAUUCCAACAGAGUCCGGUAACCAAGCCAAGAUAUACUGCCAUGACGUCCCGAUCCUCAAAACCUGCUCAUGUAUUCCUCUGGACAAUUCCAAGAUCUGUUUCAACUGCCUUCGCAAGAGGUAUGGAGAGCGUUCCAAAUGUAGCUAUCUUCUACGAACCUUAUGCUUCUGCCGAACACUUUGGACCAGAAGGACGUCUCGUUCCGCAGGGUACACAACCGACGGAAAUGGAGUAUACAUUCGAUAAGGUUAAACUGAUGCUCGAAGAUGACGCACUAACCAAAAAAGUCGUCUUCGUAAAAGACCUGGCCUAUGCUGUAGAUAGACGAUAUGAAAAAAUUGCAAAAGGUUUUAAACACACUUUUCUAAUACGUCAUCCAGCAAAGUCAUUUUCAUCUUAUAUUAAAUUAAUGGAAAGUACAGGUACUGACGAUGUUGACUCCUGUUUUACAAGUUGGCUCCCCGAAGGCCUCGCAUAUAAAGAACUUUCGGAUCUGUAUGAUCAUAUCGAGAAAAUAGAGGGGCAAAAACCUAUUGUUGUAAAUGCAGAUGAUUUAGUUGAAAAUCCUAAAGAGGUUUUGAUGAAGUAUUGCGAAGCUGUUGGCUUGCCAUACAGUGAUAAACUCCUAAGUUGGGACUGUAAACCCAAAGUGGAGUGGAAUAUGGCACAGGCAAUAUGGGAUCUUGAGCCAAUAUAUAAUUGGUUUUCGAAUAGUUUAACGGCCGGAGGUUUUAAGAAAUCUCUCUCUAAACCACCUCCAGCACUCAAAGACCUGCCAAAAACAGUACAGGAAUGUGUAGAGAAAUCCAUGCCAUACUAUGAUAAACUGAAUUCUUUUUGUAUUUGAAUAUAAUGAUUAUGAUGAUGAUGAUUAUGAUUAUUAUUAUUAUUAAUUAUUAUUAUUAUCAUUAUUAUUAUUAUAAUUAUUAUUAUUCUAAAUAUUAUUAAAGUAUU